GUACAACAAUUGUAUUGUUCCAAUAAAAAAUCGUUUUAAGUAGAGAACCUCCUUCGCAAGCACCUUCAAUUCAAUUCUCUCAUCUUUCAGAAAAAAAGUGUUCUCUACUCUUUCAAAUCUCGUUUCCGAAUUUCUUCAACUUUCCAACAAUGGUGCUCGAGGCGACACUUAUCAUUAUGGAUAACUCUGAACAUAUGCGUAACGGUGAUUACUCUCCUUCUCGAUUUCAAGCUCAAUCUGACACUGUUAGUCUUAUUUGCGGUGCUAAAACUCAGUCUAAUCCUGAAAAUACUGUUGGAGUUAUGACUAUGGCUGGGAAGGGAGUUCGAGUUUUGUCUACCCCUACCAGUGAUUUGGGCAAAAUCUUGGGUUGUAUGCAUGGUCUAGAAAUAGGCGGUGAGAUAAACCUAGCUGCUGCCAUUCAGGUGGCACAGUUGGCUCUUAAGCAUCGGCAGAAUAAGAAGCAGCAGCAAAGGAUUGUCGUCUUUUGUGGAAGUCCUGUCAAGCAUGAGAAGAAAAUGUUGGAGAUGAUUGGGAGAAAGUUGAAAAAGAAUAGUGUUGCACUUGACAUUGUCAACUUUGGAGAAGAAGAUGAGGGGAAGACAGAGAAGCUGGAAGCACUCCUUACAGCUGUAAACAAUAAUGAUAGUAGCCACAUGGUUCAUGUUCCACCCGGUCCAAAUGCUCUGUCGGAUGUACUUAUAAGUACACCUAUUUUUACUGGUGAUGGAGAAGGUGGAAGCGGUUUUGCAGCUGCUGCAGCAGCAGCAUCUGCAGGUGGUGUAUCUGGAUAUGAUUUUGGUGUGGAUCCAAACUUGGACCCUGAAUUAGCUCUUGCUCUGAGAGUUUCAAUGGAAGAGGAGAGAGCCAGGCAGGAAGCAGCUGCGAAAAAGGCUGCAGAGGAUGCUUCCAAACAGGAGAAAGGUGGUGAGCAGCAAGCUACUUCCCAGGAUGCAACUAUGACUGAGCGAACCAGUACAGAAGCUGAGCCUAUGGACGAUGAGAAUGCUCUACUACAACAGGCCCUUGCAAUGUCAAUGGAUGAUCCUGCAGUUAACCAUGAUGGAAGAGAUGCAGAUAUGUCUGAAGCAGCUACAGAUGACCCUGAGUUGGCUCGAGCUCUCCAAUUGUCAGUAUCAGACACCACCACGGACGAAGUGACUAGAUUGUUGGCGGAUCAGUCUUUUGUAUCUCAUGUCCUUGCAACACUUCCUGGGGUUGACCCAAAUGACCCAUCUGUCAAAGAUUUGCUGGCUUCCAUGCAAAAUCAGUCCAACGCUCAUAAGAAGAAUGAAGAGGAGGGACCAAAUGAGGAGUAGUAAUCUUGAGUCAUUUUGCUUUUCUUAUUUCUGUUCCUUUGACAGACACAUUGGUAUUGGUAACAUGUUGGUUGGUGGUUCUAAUGUGGGCAUUACUUCACUUGCACUGCAGUUAUGGGUCUCCGUAGCUUAUUGGAACAGAUGUAUGUCUUUUGAAUAGGUUAAGAAGCCUGUUAUCAAUGAAGGCAUUAAGCGAGAACAUACGUAUACAUUGUUUUAUGGUGAAGAACAUUCCAUUGAUAUGUUUGUCGAUGCAUUACCAAAGUAUAUGAAUCCAUUUAUAUUUGUUUUUUAUUUAAAGUUUUUUAGUUUACAAACAGAGGGGCUGAUACGUGACCUUUUCUGUGGUGGUCUUUCUUGCUUAAGCUUAACAAAAGCAUAUUUACAAA
Medicago truncatula (barrel medic) is the source of this 1708-nucleotide messenger RNA. RefSeq names its product 26S proteasome non-ATPase regulatory subunit 4 homolog. Bases 150 to 1319 code for a protein of 389 amino acids. NCBI's taxonomy places the organism in Eukaryota, Viridiplantae, Streptophyta, Magnoliopsida, Fabales, Fabaceae. Gene Ontology annotation, molecular function: polyubiquitin modification-dependent protein binding. Gene Ontology annotation, biological process: proteasome-mediated ubiquitin-dependent protein catabolic process. The transcript has 10 exons. Gene Ontology annotation, cellular component: nucleus; cytosol; proteasome regulatory particle, base subcomplex. The record is from RefSeq and is a predicted model, not a curated record.